Messenger RNA from Helicoverpa armigera (cotton bollworm), 1577 nucleotides. RefSeq names its product fringe glycosyltransferase (gene Fng). The record is from RefSeq and is a predicted model, not a curated record. The coding region runs from base 169 to 1146 and encodes 325 amino acids. The transcript is spliced from 8 exons. Gene Ontology annotation, cellular component: membrane. Gene Ontology annotation, biological process: regulation of Notch signaling pathway. Gene Ontology annotation, molecular function: O-fucosylpeptide 3-beta-N-acetylglucosaminyltransferase activity. Lineage: Eukaryota; Metazoa; Arthropoda; Insecta; Lepidoptera; Noctuidae.
AUUUUAUUUAGUUUAUAACCGUUCUUUGGCGCCUUAGCACCGUCGAACUGAGUGCUGCGCUUGACCAUUGUUUAUCAAUAGUGUUUCGAUAAGAAAAACAACAGAUGAGUGAAAAGGUGUUACGGAUUCUUCAAGCUUAUCGGUGCGUUGGCGCCAGCCGCCUCUGGCAUGGCUCCACGCAAGAUGCUUAAAGCUGCGGCUCUGCUGAUUACUUUGGGAUACUGCAGCCUACUGGUAUACCAAGGUGGCGUUACUUUUAACUUCCAAGAAAGUCGUGCGGGAUCUGUGCAAGUGUCUGACUUAUCCAUCGAACCAGUCAGGACCACCAUACAAGACAGUGUAAAUAAAAACAUAACUCUAGAUGACAUUUUUAUCAGUGUGAAAACUUCAAAACAUUAUCAGUUCACAAGGCUACCGAUAAUUUUGAAGACAUGGUUCCAGUUGGCGAAAGAACAGACAUGGUUCUUCACGGACACAGAUAACCCACAACACCAACGUCAAACAAACGGACACAUGGUAAACACGAAGUGUUCGGACUCGCAUCAGCGAAAACAUCUAUGCUGUAAAACAUCCGUGGAAUACGACCAUUUCCUUGAGAGUGGUAAAAAGUGGUUCUGCCACUUCGAUGAUGACAACUACGUCAACGUGCCACGUUUGGUCACAGUUCUACAAAGGUACAAUCAUCAAGAAGACUGGUACUUGGGAAGACCGUCUGUCAACAAACCGCUCAGCAUUUACAACAAGCCUGCUGAUAGGCUGAUGUUCUCGUUUUGGUUCGCCACGGGCGGUGCCGGGUUUUGUAUAAGCAGGAGUUUGGCUUUGAAAAUGUUACCUGUUGCGAGUGGGGGUAGAUUCAUCAGUGUGUGUGAAGGCAUUCGGUUACCAGAUGAUGUCACCAUGGGUUUUAUCAUAGAGCACGUAGUCAAGAAGAAUUUGACACUAGUACCAGAGUUUCAUUCUCAUUUAGAACAAAUGAAACUAUUGCCGACAGACACAUUUCGGGAUCAAAUCUCCUUCAGUUAUUCUGGUCCUAGGGAGAAAAUGAACGUCAUCAAUGUACCAGGAUUUGAUACAAGAUAUGACCCUACCAGAUUCCUGUCUCUUCAUUGCUUCCUAUUUCCACAUUUCAAGUUCUGUCCUAGAUAGCAUCAUCAUCAACAUUUUGCAAGGAAAAGGAUCAAAGCUCUAUAAGUCACAUUAAUUUAAAACCAACAUUGAAAUCUUCCAUAGAAUUCGAAAGUGCAAUAAAAGUCCAAUUAUGAAGAUCAGAUAUAUAAAAGAAUAUUUUUUGAAGAUUUUUAUUAAAUAGCUUAGUGUUGUGAUAUUAGUUUUACAAAGAAAAACAUCAUGUAUUGAAAAUUUAAAUUUGUAAAAACUGACUAUGGUGUAAAUGCUUUUAACAAAUUGUAUAUAAAUCUUUAUACAAAUUGUAAUGUCUAUAAGAAAUCUGUGAUAUUAGAAUAUUCUUGUAUGUAGUUAUUAAUAUAAAUGUUGUAUUUAAACGUCUCUACAGUCAAAUGUUAUGACAUUGUUUGUAAAUGUAGUUGUUUAUAAAAUAAACAAUUUUGAAAUAUUUA